CGUCCCUCCUCGAAGCCUUGCACAUGACCAGCUUUUGUCUGAUGCGGUUUCGAGCUCCGUUCAGCUGUUAAUCGUCGAGCGCGAGACAAGUUCACCUUCUACAUGUCUAAAUUCUGUUUUCACAUACGCUGUACAGUUGCGAAUACGACAGCUAGGAACAGAGGCCGAGCUGAGUGAACUUUUGGUCUGAAAGCAUUCAAAAUGAUUAUUUUCAUCAAGAAACCGGAUGGCAAUGUGCUCGAAAUUGAAGUUGGACCUAAAGCUGUUGGUCUAGAAUGUCUAGAUUUGACAUGCUUGAAGCUGAACUUGGUCGAAGGGGAUUACUUUGGCUUGCAGUUCACAGCAAAGAAAGGAGAGAGGCACUGGCUGAACCUUCGAAACACCAUCACCUCACAACUUCCCAUUGGAUUCUCACAACCUAUCCGCCUGGACCUGAGGGUGAAAUUCCAUGUUGAACCACACAUCCUACAGCAAGAUAUCACCAGGCAUCUGUUCUUUCAUGAUGCCAAACUCCUGGUAAAAGAAGAGAAGAUAAAGGCAGCCCUCAAAGAUGCUGCCCGUCUUGCUGCUCUCUUCACCCAGGCUGAAAAGGGUGACUUUGGCGCUAGCAAUGAUGUGGAGCUGCUGGCCGGGUACUUUCCCCAGUUUGCAGACUCUGAGGAAUUUAAGGUUACGGCCCAAGCAGAAUAUGCCCGUCUACGUAGCAUGAAGGUGGAACACGCACUUCUCUCUUUGCUCAGGGAAAUCUGUGAAAUGGAUUCUUACGGAUUAAAUACCUUCACUGCUAAGACCUGCUCCGGCCAAUUAUGUGAAGUGGGUGUCGGGGCACAUGGAAUUCUUGUUACUAAUAUUGAGACGCAGGAUUGUGUGAAGAUUCCUCUUUCAUCUGUGAAGCGGUUGUCAGUUGAGAAGAGAGAUUGCCAGAUGCACUAUGAGCUUGACGAUGGACAUAACUUUACAACAGACAAGAUGGAACUUACUCUUCACACCAAGGAGAUUGCUGAAGGGCUUUACCGCUCCAUCACAGAGAAAGUUGAAUUCUUCACAAGUGAGACCGUCAGCGAACCAGUCAAGGACCAGUUUGUUCGAGACUUUCGUGGGAGUAUUGUCUCCUUCUUCAACAUCAAUACAGACUUGGGGAAGAAGUAUUCUUUUGAUUUGCGCAGAACACAACAGGAGGUCCAUGAUGAAGCAAGAAGGAAACUUUUCAGGAUGGGCAUCUCGACACAGUCUGCAGAUGCCGACUUGUCCUCCCAAGCACACAAUAGGCAAGAAGGCACUAAUCAGCUGGAACAGGAACUUCAGAUGUUUCGAGACGCUGUGACAUGUAAAGUCUGCAUGGCAUCCCACAUGGAUACAGUACUUUUACCCUGUGGCCAUUUUCUCCUGUGUAGCAACUGCGCAGGCAUGGUUUCCUCAUGCCCUUCGUGUCGGUUAGACAUUGAAGAAAGGAAGAAAAUCUUCUGGGACAGACCUAUGAAUGUUUGCUAGAACAAGCAAGCAGGUAAAUGUAUAUCAUAUACAUUGUAGGUGUGUAAUGUAUGUAUGUAGAAGAACUCUGAAUCAGUAUUACAAAGAUUGCCACAUUUAACAUGUGUUUAGAAAAGAUUGAAAGAGCCGUAACUUUGACAUUUUCCAUCGGAGGUAUGUUGUAGGAUCCAAUGCUUUCUGUAUGUAAUUGAUUGAUAUUAGUAAUCCUUUGGUUCAACGCUGUAAAUGAAAAGAAUAAGCUUUGUUCAUUAACACCAGAAUCAGAGUGAAUGUGUAACUGUAACAUGAUGUGUUACUGAUUUGACAGCGAGUUAUUCCUUAUUUGUACAUUUAUUGUGUAGAUGGUAUACACAAAAUUUGUUGUACACUAGUGGACUAGGCAAACUUGCUUAGUGAAGUUACAGUAGCUAUAGUUUGAAUUGUCUAUACUAGCAAUCUUGUACAGUUUUUUGAUGGAAACAAAAGAAUGCCAUUGCAUUCACUCUUAUUUGGAUUCUAACUUAUAUAUUGUGUCAUUUGUGUGAUCAGAUGUCGAUAUUAAAUUUUGUAGAUUAUCAGAAAAAGAUUUGAACAUGUAUUUUUGAUCGAAAAGGUCCACACAUUUUUUUAAAGGAGAAUGCCUUGAAUUGUAGAAAGGAGAGAACAAAAUAUUUUUGUAAAUGUUUGAUAGCUAAUAAGAAGUUGAUACAUAUGCUUAAGUCAACUCUUUAGUAUUUUCAGUCAAACCAGUGCGUUGCAUACUCCGAUUGAUAUGUACAUGUAUGCCACUUUUUUUCUCCUAAGUAGUUAGUACAUUCCUCUAGUUCAUCCGCAGUUGCCGGAAUUUCUUUCUGUGUGUACAUGUGUCCGUUUUAGUUUUUCAUAUUUUGCAAGAGAUGAUUUUCUUGUAACAGAAUUAGAGCUUUCUGUGUGUGCAUUCCAAAAUCACAUCAGUUCAAGUUAUUUAGAUUGUGCAAUAAUGUGUCUAUGUAGAAAACUGAUUUAUUUUCCUUCCAAAGUGCUGUACAAUUUUAUCAGUGUUUGUCUGUUUGAUGGUUGUUUUUACAUGCUAGAGUAGAGGUAUAUUUCAGGCAAAACAAAGCUACCUUUCCUCCCAGAUUGUUUUGUAUUUAAUAUGUUUAUCCAGAUGAUUCACAUCAGUAAAAUGGGUGUAAAAUGUGACAAUGUUCGUAUUUUUCAUGGGGGGGGGGCAUAGAGUUAAUAAAGUUUCAGUGAUUCAAAAGCAGAAACAAGGUGAUUCAUUAGAGUACUUUCAUUUACUUAUGGAGUUCCUGAUAGUGUUCAAAUAAGUGAUACCCACGCAAAAGAGGUACAUUGUCAUUCACACAUAUUUUGCUUGAACUCUUUACCUCAGCCUUGCCAUACAUUUUCAAGUAAAGAUCUAUGAAUUAUUUAUUUCUUGAUUAAGACUGCGAUCUACUGUUUUGUUUUCUUUGUUACACAGUGUACUUAUAUUUGUGCAAAUGUAACGCAUUCUUCCCUUUUCUGUGUGACAUCAUUUGUCUUAAAAUCAUGUUCUCUGAUAGAAAGAGAUUUUAACUGUUGUAUGCAAACUUGCAAAGAGUGGUGCAACUUUUAUUUUAGUGUGUUAUUAAAUGAAGCUACGUGUUAUGCUAUUGAUAUAUUGUUUUCAAAGAAAUGAAAGUCCUUCAACAUCAGUGUGCCCAUUUAUCGGCAUUGAAUUUACAACGUUCAUGUUCUGCCAAAAGUAUGUCACACAUUAUUUUAUCAUUUGAUUUACGGCCCUUCAAAUAACUUUAUUUUACAGUAAUCAUAUUCUGAAACUGCAUAACAGUCAUAUUUUGGGAGCUACACAUUGUACAUUGAUGUACUGGUACAUGUAUACAUGUAUUGUCCGCACGAAUGCUACAUGUAGAUGCGUUACAAAUCUGUUUUGAUGAGUGAAUACGUCUCUAGCAUAUUUUAGAAUUUACAAAUGUUUUGUUGAAUGUAACAUAAAUUGACAGCAUUUCCAUUAUACAGUAUGUUCUGAGGCUAACUUCAGAGGCUUAUAAAUGUGGACAAUUAUGCGGAUUUGUAAUCCAGUAAGCACAAAUCUACAGGGUUCUUUGAACUUCAUUGCAGCUGUAGUUUAAUCAAAGCAGAAAGCACAGAUUAUAUUGGCAAUUGAUAGCAAUUUGUACAUCUUGCUCAAUAACAGGUUGUAUAAUGUGUGUGUUCUGUUGAUUCAAUAUAUUUAUUAGUUGUUACUGUACAUGUAGGCUAAAUAUUAUGGAUAGAAAAGUGAGGAAUUUACAUGAAUUUACACAUGUACAUUUUGCUAGCAAACAUGUACAAUAUUCUAGGGCAGUAGUCUUUCAAAUUACAUUGUACAUGUCAUUGGCUAUCACUUCCUGAUUAAAUGAACAGUGUACCGGUACAUGUACAUGUACUGUAGGUCUGUGUUUUGGGUAUUAUUAUCUGGCCAUUUUUUUCAUCUGCUAUCUGUGGUGUCCUACAUGUACAUUUGGUCUUUCACAGAUUACAUUGAGUGAUAAUAUACAUGUACAUGUACACCCCAAUACUGGUACCCCUUUCGCUAUGAAAUACAUUUUAAAAAAGAAAUCUUUAAAAUAGCAGUACAUGUACCUGUACAUACAUAUUUAUGUACAGUGAAGAGAGGCAACAGAAGGUUAUUCAUUUCAACAUCCUUUUUUAACUGAUUUACUUACAAAACUGGAAAUUUAUUUUGUUUGUGCAUGCAAAACAUUUAGUUUGGCAUGGUGCCAAAGAACAAUAAGUGAAAAAAAAA
Strongylocentrotus purpuratus (purple sea urchin) is the source of this 4243-nucleotide messenger RNA. It is a transcript of the gene mylip, whose product is annotated as E3 ubiquitin-protein ligase MYLIP-A. The transcript has 4 exons. Gene Ontology annotation, biological process: ubiquitin-dependent protein catabolic process. NCBI's taxonomy places the organism in Eukaryota, Metazoa, Echinodermata, Echinoidea, Camarodonta, Strongylocentrotidae. Gene Ontology annotation, cellular component: cytoskeleton. Gene Ontology annotation, molecular function: ubiquitin-protein transferase activity. The record is from RefSeq and is a predicted model, not a curated record. The coding region runs from base 202 to 1491 and encodes 429 amino acids.